Molecule: messenger RNA, 2022 nt
Organism: Arctia plantaginis
Lineage: Eukaryota; Metazoa; Arthropoda; Insecta; Lepidoptera; Erebidae
Source: the annotation of a GenBank genome assembly
AUGCCUGAUCAUAUACGAGAAUUCUCUUGUGGGAGUCUAUUCUACCGCACUUUGUAUCUGAACGAGGAGAGAAACACACUUUAUGUUGGUGCUAUGGACCGUGUGUUCAAGUUAAAUAUGUCUGAUAUUAGUCAAUCACAUUGCGAGCGAGACACGUUACUAUUAGAAGCGAGUAAUGUGGCGCGAUGCGUGAGUAAGGGCAAGUCGGAGCCUUUCGAGUGCCGCAAUCACAUCCGCGUGGUGCAACCUCUUGGGGAUGGAGAGAGACUCUAUGUUUGUGGCACCAACGCUCACAGUCCUAAAGACUGGGUAGUGUAUCUGAAUCUCACACAUCUACCCCGACACGAGUACGUGCCGGGCGUAGGUCUAGGUGUGGCGAAAUGUCCCUACGACCCGGCUGAUAACAGCACAGCAGUAUGGGUGACUCAAGGCAACCCUGGUGGUCUACCUACGUUGUACGCAGGAACUAACGCGGAGUUUACUAAGGCAGACCCAGUCAUAUUUCGAAAUGAUUUAUAUGACUUCAGGACUGGUCAAAAGAAGUUUAACUUCAAAAGGACUUUGAAGUAUGAUUCGAAGUGGCUGGAUAAAACUAACUUCGUUGGUUCAUUCGACGUGGGCGAGUAUGUUCUGUUCUUCUUUCGCGAGACUGCUGUCGAGUUCAUGAACUGCGGUAAAGCGGUGUAUUCUAGAGUGGCAAGAGUAUGUAAACAAGAUACCGGAGGAAAACACAUUUUGAGCCAAAACUGGGCCACGUAUCUCAAAGCUCGCCUCAAUUGUAGCAUACCAGGAGAAUUCCCAUUCUACUUUGAUGAAAUUCAAAGCGUGUACCAAAUGCCGGGUGAACCGAAUAGGUUCUAUGCGGCUUUCACGACGGGUGCUAGCGACGGACUGGUUGGCUCCGCUAUAUGUACUUACGCUAUGGACGAUAUACAAGAAGCGUUUGCUGGCAGGUUCAAAGAACAGGCAUCAUCAAGCUCAGCAUGGUUACCAGUUCUAAGAGCAAGGGUGCCAGUCCCUAGGCCCGGCACAUGUGUCAACAAUACUGAAGCGCUUCCAGACAAUGUAUUAAAUUUUAUUAGGUCUCAUCCACUAAUGGAUUCAGCUGUGCGUCAUGAAGGCGAUGCACCGGCCUUCUACAAGCGAGAUCUAGUGCUCACCACCAUUGUCGCAGACCGACAGUUCGUUGACAUGCUGGGAGAUGACAUCACAUAUACUGUUUUCUAUGCGGGCACCAGUGCCGGAGAAGUGUACAAAAUAGUUCAGUGGGCAGGCGGUGGGGGCUACGGAUCUCGAGUAGCAGAUGUUUGGCGGGCCGCCGGAGACGAACCCGUGAGAGCUCUUGCGCUAUCGCGCAGAAUACAUGCACUAUACCUCGCCACUGAUAACCGACUGAGACAACUGCCGCUCAGAGCCUGCGCACAUCGAUAUGACAGUUGUGUCCGUUGCGUUCUGGACCCUUACUGUGGUUGGGAUAAAGAGGUGGGAGCAUGUCGUCCAUACAGUCCUGGUUUACUGCACGAUGCAACGAAUUCAACACCAUCAAUAUGUGAAGCCAGUGCCCCUAUCAAAACUGUUAGAGCUGGUUAUGGGCAAAGCGUUCACUUGGCAGCUUUUGGAAAAACACCAGAAGCUCUAAAAGAUCAGAACGUAAUUUGGUACCACCAUUCAAGAGAGAAAGGACGUUAUAGAAUAAGUUUCAAUUGGGAUCGUGUUUUGCAAACGUCAGAACGCGGUCUGGUGUUGUUGUCAGUGACAGAAUCUGAUCGCGGUCGAUAUGAAUGCUACUUUGGUCCAACGCUGAUAUCUUCAUAUAACUUAGACAUCGAUAUACACAGAUGUACGCAACCAAGUAAAUCUCAAGAGUACAAGCAAGUGUAUUCAGACUGGUGUCACGAGUUCGAAAAAUAUAAAAGCGCUAUGAAGGCUUGGGAAUCGCGACAAAUGCAAUGCUCCAAAAGCCUGAAUGUAUCGAGCCAGCAAAACAGUAUGUCGAACGAGAUCGUGGCGUCGCUGCGGUGA